Messenger RNA from Canis lupus familiaris (dog), 921 nucleotides. RefSeq names its product transmembrane protein 134 (gene TMEM134). The record is from RefSeq and is a predicted model, not a curated record. The transcript has 7 exons. Bases 66 to 653 code for a protein of 195 amino acids. NCBI's taxonomy places the organism in Eukaryota, Metazoa, Chordata, Mammalia, Carnivora, Canidae.
CCGUGGCGCUCGGGGCGAGCGGGCGCGGAUGGCGGCGGCGAGGGGCGCCUGAGCGGGCCGGGGCCAUGAGCGCCGCCCGGCCCCAGUUCAGCAUCGAUGACGCCUUCGAGCUGUCCCUGGAGGACGCGGGCCCGGGGCCCGAAUUCAGCGGAGUCGCCCGCUUCGGGCCGCUGCACUUCGAGCGCCGGGCCCGGUUCGAGGUGGCCGACGAGGACAAGCAGUCCCGGCUGCGCUACCAGAACCUGGAGAACGAUGAGGAUGGAGCCCAGCCCUCUGCGGAGCCCGAUGGGGGAGUCGGCACCAGGGAUUCCAGCCGAACGUCCAUCCGCAGCUCCCAGUGGUCCUUCAGCACCAUCAGCAAUAGCACCCAGCGCUCCUACCAUGCCUGCUGCAGCUGGACUCAACACCCUUUGAUCCAGAAGAACCGCCGGGUGGUGCUGGCCUCCUUCCUGCUCCUGCUGCUGGGGCUGAUGCUGAUCCUGAUCGCCGUGGGACUGGAGGUGGCCCCCUCGUCAGGUGUCUCCAGCGCCAUCUUCUUUGUGCCCGGCUUCCUGUUGUUGGUCCCGGGAGUCUACCACGUGAUCUUCAUCUACUGCGCGGUCAAGGGCCACCGCGGCUUCCAGUUCUUCUACCUGCCCUACUUCGAGAAGUGAGCCGCGGGGCGGGAUCCAGCCUUGUCUCCGAGCGGCCCCAGGGGGCGCUCUUCGGGUCCGCGCCGCUCCGGUUCCCUCUUCACCAGGGAAGAACUCUGGGACCCGCCAGCCCCCAGCCCCCUCGGAAGUUUGUUCAGGAAGUUUGCCCAAUACCCAGGCCUGGGAAAGUCGCCCCUGGCCUGUUCUGUGCCUUAACUUAUUCUUGGGCCGUGGAGCUGCUGGGUUGGUGGUGUUUUGUGCUAAUAAAAGAAUGUACUUAAUUCCAAAA